Molecule: messenger RNA, 6592 nt
Organism: Mycena citricolor
Lineage: Eukaryota; Fungi; Basidiomycota; Agaricomycetes; Agaricales; Mycenaceae
Source: the annotation of a GenBank genome assembly
UCUCUCUCCAACUGUCACCGACGCUUCGAGGCACUAAGACACCAAGGGCUUCAAUGCUCUGAAUAAGCGCUCAAAUUUCGAGCUGGAUGUCGAAAAUAGAGGUCAUAUCUUCCGCCUCAUCUGGGACAGCGACACGCAUUUUCUAAUCAUGCGUUCUGCGAUUGCAUGCGCACUUAUCAGAGGGACCUCUCGGGAUCUACAUAAACGGGCUAUAUUCCCCGUGUGGUAUGGGUUCGAGAGCAGGAAGGGUUAGACUGGGAGACAGAGGGACGAUGAACUCGGGCACGUAAACUGGGAAGGCUCGCUUUGCCCCGGGCACCUCCCAACACCUGACCUGCGGCGAACAUCCUACCUUGCUCUUCGUUUGAUGGAAGAAGAGAUGAUGGACUGCUCCCAGAUAAGUCGCAAAGAACCUACCUGGAACAUUCUGCCCCGUAUCCCUGGGCACAUGUCCUGCGCUUGAGCCAAGAGCGCACGCGUAUAUAUUCUACCCAACGAGCUCGAUGGAGCUCUAACCGGCUCUCUCGACGCACGGACCUUCCUUAUGGCGCUCCGCCUCGCUCUGAAGACGCUUCUCGUCGUGCUCGCCGCCGCGGGUGCCAACAAUGCGAUGACACUGCCCGAGCGGAAGACGAUCGUCCCGUCUGGCUUCGUGCGCCACGGUCCGGCUCCACCCUCUCACGCACUGGAAUUGCGUUUCGGACUUGCGCCGAACGAUGCCGAUGGACUGGGAGCCAAGUUGACGGACAUUGCCACGCCCGGAAGCGCCCGAUUCCGCCAGUGGCUCUCGAAGGAAGAGGUUAGAGUGCACAUGGCGCCGUCGGCGGCGACUGUGUCAGCAUUCAUGGCGUUUGCUUCUGCGCAUGGACUAAACACAACGCAUAUUUCUCCCAACGAGGACUGGGUCUCGGCCACCGUCUCUGUUGCCAUGGCCAACAAGCUCUUCAACGCGACCUUCGAGCUGUUCUCGCACCCCAGCCUCAGCGGCAAGAUCGCGCGCACGAUGUCUGUUUCUCUUCCAAGCGAGAUGGUGGGCGUCGUGAAUGUCAUCCAUCCUACGACAGCAUUCGCCCUGCCCCCAGCGACUUCCAGAUCUGUGCGGCCACCGAUGGUCCAGAUGGACGUGCGCAAGGGCAAAUCGCAUGUCGCAGCUUCGUGCAACACCAGCAACUCGAGCGGCAUUAUCACCCCCCAGUGCUUGCUCGACAUCUAUGGCAUCCCGGCGUCCCCGGCGACGCAGGCGAACAACUCGCUGACCGUCACGGGGUAUGGCUUCCAGUGGGCUCAGAAAGCGAAUUUGAAAGCCUUCUUGCAAGAGAUGCGGCCAGAUAUGCCGAUGACCACAGACUUUGCACUGCAGACGCUGGAUGGAGGGGAUAACCCACAGGGUAUCUUCCUGGGCGGUGGAGGCGGUCUUGAAGCGGAGUUGGACAUGCAGUAUGCAAUAGGUGUGGCUAAUGGGGUUCCCACCGCUUUUCUGUCUGUGGGAGGGUAUGAUUUCCUUGGUGCAUUGCUCGACACAGCGAAUUUUGUCGAUGGUGCCAGCACUCCACCCACGGUGCUCAGUACUUCGUACGGCGUGGAUGAAUCGAGCACAGACCGCUCCAUGGCCAGCGCCAUCUGCAACACGUACAUGGCACUCAGCGCGCGGGGCGUCUCUGUCAUCUUUGCUUCAGGCGAUGGCGGUGUUCGUGGCGGUCACGAUGACCCCAGCCAGUGUGAUGUCAAUAAGUUUGCCGCCACAUUCCCGUCCGGGUGCCCAUUCGUCACCUCUGUCGGUGCAACACAAGGUUUCCCCGAGAAAUCGAGCAACUUCACAUCCGGUGGCUUCUCCGACAUCUUCGCUGCGCCUGGGUACCAAUCGGCUCACGUCAAGUCCUUCCUCAAGACCGUCCCAUCCGACUUCAAGGGCACCUUCAACCACAGGGGGCGCGGGUUCCCGGAUGUGUCCGUCCAGGGCGUCAAUUUCCAGAUCGUGCAGACCGGCGGCACUACGUUCACGGGUGGCACCAGCGCGGCCGCGCCCACCUUCGCGGCCAUGAUCGCGCUCGUCAACGACCGCCUCCUCGCGGCGGGCAAGCCCGUGCUCGGGUUCCUGAACCCGUUCCUUUACGCCCACCCCGGGGUCUUCAGUGACAUCACCGUCGGGCACAACUCGGGCUUCGUUUGCCCCGAGACGUCUGUCGCUUUCGAUGCUGCGCGUGGUUGGGACCCGUUGACUGGACUAGGCACGCCCAACUUCCACCGCCUACUCCGGGCUGCCAUGGACUCCUGAGCGUGGGAUGUGCUCAUCCCCGGCACCUUUCGGUCAAGGUCUUACAGCGCCUAUCUGCAGCAAAGCGGGGCUUUAGUCAUUCGGGAUGUAUAUUCUCUGAUCCAGUCAUCCAUGCUUACAGUUAUAUGAUCUGGACUGGUUCUAAAUCAAUUUCAAAUGGUCACGCUGCUCUCGUUUUCCAUGGCGUAGUACGACAAUCAGAUAUGCGGACGGGUCCAUCAGAUAAGAAGGCGCGAGCCAAAAAAGCAGGGAGAUUUUGCCGGUCGCAUCGAUUCAAUGACGGAAUCGGACGGGCCAACCUGACAUAUUCCCGGCAGCAGCAGCACUGGACUCGACAACUGCGUCGCAAUCGCCUCCAGACUCUCGCCUCCAGAAGCGAGAGCGACGGCCAGCAAUUCGUCCGUUGACCAAUUGGGAACAGGCUCAGAUCACGAAAGUGUAAGUGUUGAUGACGGAUUUAUGUCAGGAGUGAACAUCACGAAUGACUAAACCACAGUUCACUGCGCCUCGGCUGUUCCUCAUUGGGACCGGGGUCGGUAAUCUAUCUGCCUACCUAUCGGCCUCCCAGGGCCUUACCUACAACUACCCGAACUCACCAUGACGCACCAAAGCAAUCGAAAGGAUGGGUGAGGACUGGGGACCUGCGGAGGGCAGGGUUCUCUGCUCUUCGACUCUCUGACCUACCACGAGCAUGGAAUUGAUUGCUCCGCCCGCAAAGCAGCCUUAGAGGCCUUGGCCUAGGGAUAACCCGACUGGAGGACCGAAGCGAUGCUCAACGGUACAUAUUCUACCGGCGGCCUGAAACGAGAUGGUUCCAUUUUCUAUUCCGUAUCCUUCGUGAUUCUGGAGCGCAUGGUAUGGUCGUAGAUGCCCUGAGCGGUGAUCUGCGCUAGUCUCUCCUCUCUUUGGUACGUGUCCCUUGGCAGGACACUACGUACUGCCGCGGCUGUUCAUCUCUCCAGGCCCCAGGACAACGCAUGCUUGUAGAAGAUCCCGUCAGCCGUCCGACGGCUCCAUGCGAUCCCGGCUCUUGAAGAUGGGCCAUUCGCCACGGCCCCCUACGACGCGAACGAGACUCUUGAGGUUAAUUUGAUGGAAGAAGCAUGGAGGGUGUGCUUGAAAGUUGAUCUUCGUCGCAAUAUCGACCGAGGUCCUGGGGGAAGGAGUAUCUUGUCCCCUUUCAUACGGGCGAACAUGACGGUUGGAACGUGAAGCGCUCUUCACUACCCCAGCCUGUCACACACCUUCGAUCCAGCCGGCACUUCAAUCUCUGCAGCGGAUUGCGUAUAAAUGCAACGCCAGGAUUCCGGAUCGCCAGCCCCUCCAAGGCCUUUCUCGUCUUCCCAAUGGCUUUCAGCAAAACUCUGACCGUGCUCGCUGUGGCUGCCGUCGCGGCGGCUAAAAGUGCUAUGGUGCUGCAGGACAGUCGGGCCACCAUCCCUGCUGGCUUCAUCAACCACGGGCCGGCUCCAGCGGCUCAGGAAUUGGAGCUGCGUUUCGGUCUCGCGGGAAACGACGUGAAGGGACUGCAGGCCAAGCUGAUGGACGUCUCGACACCUGGAAGCGCCAACUUCCGUCAGUGGUUGUCGAAGGAGGAGGUCAAGGCUCACAUGGCGCCCUCUGCGGCGACCUUGUCGGCUUUCAACGCCUUUGCGUCCGCCCAUGGGUUGAACGCGACUCAGUUCUCACCAUCCGGAGAUUGGGUCACCGUCACCAUCCCCGUUUCCAAGGCCAACGAGCUGUUCGAUGCCAACUUCGAGCUGUUCUCGCACCCCGACCUAGAUGGCAAGAUCGCGCGCACGAUGUCCGUUUCUCUUCCGAACGAGAUGGUGGGCGUCGUGAACGUGAUUCAUCCCUCGACGGCCUUCGCCCCGCCCCCGUCCAAAAUCGCCCCACCGCUGAUCCAGACCCCGCUGUCCACGCUGAAACGUGACGUCUCGGCAUCGUGCAACACCAGCGAUCCGAGUGGGAUCACCACCCCGACAUGCCUGCAAGAGUUGUAUGGCAUCCCGGCCACCCCGGCCACUCAGCCCGAUGGCACGAUUUUCGUGACGGCGUAUGGACUCGAGUUUGCGCAGACGGCCGACCUGCAGUUGUUCUUGCAACAACUGCGCCCGGACAUGUCGUCGUCCACGACCUAUGGUGUUGAGACCAUCAAUGGAGGCCUCGAUGCGCAAGGAGAUGGCUUCGGUGGUGUGGAAGCCAGCCUGGACAUGCAAUACACCGUUGGUGUGGCCACUGAUGUGCCGACAACUUACUUCGGGAAUGGAGACUUGGACGACAUCUUCAGUGCUUUCCUCUCAACGGCGACUUACCUCCAAAACGCCACCAAUCCUCCCUCGGUGAUAACAACAUCGUACGGAGUGGACGAAUCCACCGCGGAUCCCGCUCUUGCAAACUCUAUAUGCGACGCCUACAUGGCGCUGUCCGCUCGGGGCGUGUCUGUUCUUUUCGCUUCGGGAGACGGUGGAGUACGUGGCGGUCACGACGAUUCGAGUGUCUGCAACGACGCGGCUCUCGCCCCGACAUUCCCCUCGGGCUGUCCGUUCCUGACCUCCGUCGGGGCAACGCAGGGUAUUCCGGAGAAAGCCAUCAACUUCACGAGCGGCGGGUUCUCCAACAUCUUCCCGGCGCCGGCCUACCAGACCGCCCAGAUCGCCUCUUUCCUCAAGACGGUCCCGUCUGACUUCAACGCCACGUUCAACCUCACCGGGCGCGGAUUCCCCGAUGUCUCGACCCAGGGCUGGAACUUCGAGGUCAUCGUCAACCGUGUCCCUACUUCGGUGGGUGGCACGAGCGCCGCCUCACCCACGUUCGCGUCGAUCAUCGCGCUGAUCAACGACCGGCUCAUCGCUGCGGGCAAGCCCGUGCUCGGCUUCCUGAACCCGUUCCUGUACGCCAAUCCGGACGCGUUCAAUGAUAUCACCGUCGGCCACAACUCUGGCUUCGUGUGCCCUGAAUCCGGUGUCGGGUUCGACGCUACAACCGGGUGGGAUCCCCUCACGGGACUGGGAACUCCCAAUUUCACGAGCCUCCUUGCCGCGGCGAUGGCCUGAGUGAGCGUGGCGCAGGAUGAGGUUACGAGCGCAUGGUCGACUGGUGCAAUAUCUGAGAACUUGAUUCCACUGUAUGUAGUGUUGAUUGAUCGAGAUAUGUGUGAAAUCACCUCACCGUCUUGGUCAUCCCCCAACUCCUACUCAUCAGGCGACCUGUCACAUCUUUGCUUUCCCGUGAGUCCAGAGCGACUGCACGUGGAUAAUGGGAAGAACGCAGGUUCACAGCCGGCUCUUUGCGCGAAGUUAUGAAAUGUCUGUCUCACGUUUGCUCAUGUAGUUCAAUUGAUCGGACAUCAUCGACCAUCGACUGGCCACCGGUCGCUUUGGAAGGCCGUUGGGAAGUCGCAUUUUGGAAUCGGGCGUAAACAAGUUCCGGGCGCUCGACGUUUGGCUUGGGGUACUCCCUGGUAUUCCAUUUACGCAUCCGAGCGGGCAACGGGGAGCAGCGCGGUCUGGCCCCUAUAAUAACCAUCUAUCAUCCAUGCAAAAUAUGUGUCUUUCGACUACUUACUCAGAUCGACUCAUCGUCUGUCAGUCCAUCGGAUUCCGGCGUACAUGUGCAGAUCUUUACACGUGCGAGCUGACAGCCUCUGGAGGUCGAUCGGAUCUAGUGGUCAGCGGCGAGAUCGCGAAAAUGCGUAGUCCUGUGUGUGUACUACGAUAUUAUACAGGUCAGGACCCCGGCCAGAGCUAGCGAGGGGAGCGGGUGGGGUCUACCUAGGAAUGACACAUAAGCCCUUGGCCACAAGCGAGGGUGAGCUAAUGAUGAUUUAUCCCGGCGUGAUCUGAAGAACAAGAUAUCUUUCAAGUAAAAUGCCAGAGAAAGCGAUCGCACACAGGCUCUUGACGACCAAGUGGGGAGGGAGUUCAAAUCGAUAAAAUAUCACGGAAAAUGAAAGAUUCUAGGCCCUAGACCUGUUGCAAUGUGUCGCUCACGUUGCAAUAAUUUUCGAACAAUUAGGCGACUUACGCAUGUGUGAUGACCCAUCCGCUGAAAUGACACUCUCUCAUUGACAUCUCGAUUGCGGAAUUUGCCGUACCCUCAUCUGUGAAGCAGCACCUUGCAAAAGAACCCACCCGAGUUGAAGAGAUUGACCGUUUCCAGUCACCUCGACUUCCAGAAAGCACCAAGGAGAUGAACCGGAGGAUGCACUUCGCUCCCCUAAACGAUUAGGGGUCAAAGCGAGUGUGUCACAUCAAAGGAGCCGUCAUCAUCCAUGUGUGAAAAGUGGUUCUAGUCUUUCCUAGGCACAUAAAGAUG